Messenger RNA from Ustilago hordei, 1113 nucleotides. RefSeq lists its product as uncharacterized. Bases 1 to 1113 code for a protein of 370 amino acids. NCBI's taxonomy places the organism in Eukaryota, Fungi, Basidiomycota, Ustilaginomycetes, Ustilaginales, Ustilaginaceae. Gene Ontology annotation, biological process: pentose-phosphate shunt, non-oxidative branch; carbohydrate metabolic process. The record is from RefSeq and is a predicted model, not a curated record. The transcript has a single exon. Gene Ontology annotation, cellular component: intracellular anatomical structure. Gene Ontology annotation, molecular function: transaldolase activity.
AUGGCAGCCUCGACAGCACCGGUAAUCGUCAACGCAGCCGCCCAGCUCGAGAUCGACGUCGACACGCUCGACAUCGCUCUCACCCAGCAACUCGGAUCGCUUGGCGUCCAGGCCAACGACAUGACCUCGAACCAGUUCAUCGUCGCCGAUGCGCUUGCACUUGCCGCUAACGCACGUCUGCUCGAACAGGUGAUCCGCGCAAGCGCCGGUGCAGACUGGCGCACGGUGCUUGAUCGGAUCAGCGUCAGACUGUGCUCUCUCAACCUUGGCAACAUCGCCGGUCGGGCUCUGCUGCAGGCGUCGCCCUCGUAUGCGUACAACACGGAAGCGAUCGUGGCUCAUGCUUUGACGUAUGCAAACGAGUUUGCUGCCCUCGGUGUUUCGAAAGAUAGGUUUUGUAUCAAGAUUCUGAGCACUGGACCUGGUAUGCUUGCUGCGCGGAUUCUGGAGAAGGAGCAUGCCAUCCGCACACUGGCAACUGCACUCUUCUCGGUGCCACAGGCACUGGCCGCUGCUCAGGCUGGCUGCCUUUACAUCUCGCCAUACUACAACGAGAUCCUGGCUCACUUUGCUCCGCCCGAGAAGCAAGUCGUUUAUGAGCAUCCGGAAAGGCAACACCCCAUGUCGGCUCGCAUGGCUCACAUCUACCAAGCCUACCGCCAGCUCACCCUCGACACACCUGGCACGCAGCCGCCGGUGAUCAAAGCUGCCUCGUUCAUCGCGCUCAAUGAGGUUUUGGCCAUGCCGGCAUUGGGUGCGCAGCAGGCAACCAUCCUGGCGCCAACACUGGCACAGAUGUGUGCGCUUGCUGCUCCCGUGCCUACAGGCAACGUCUAUCGCCCAAGCAAGACAUACGCGCUCGAGCUACCGGAGGCUACCAAACCCCUCUUGAACCUCGAUCCACUCAGAGCGGAUGGCAAGGCACAGAACUUCAACGUAGGCCGUGUCGAUUACUUGGCCAACGGAGCUGAAGAGUUGCACAACGCGAUUGCCGAAGACGCCGAGACCAAGAGGAGGAUCGAUGAUGCGGUCCAGGUGUUUGUCAAGGCCGAGUUGCAGGCCAAGGCGAUCAUUGUGGCCGCCAUGGCUAAGAUCGAUGGGGCCGCAGCUUGA